AACUGUAACAAAUUAAAAUAUAAACUCAUUCUCGUUAAUAUUUGAAGAACAACAAUAAUUUCUGCAGUUCAAUAUCGACUAUCUCCUAAUAUCAGAAAAUCGAAAGCCGGAAAAGUGUACAUUUCAGUGAGUAUUCCAUUGGAUACGGUAGAAGUGAUUUUGCAUUAUAUUGAAGGAUGAUUUUAAAAAAUGUUUAAUUGCGCUAAAGCUAAGAUCGCCAAGAGAGAGGAAGCGAGACUAAAAGAAGAACUCAAUGCAGAAGAUAUAGACAACAUUCCACCACCUCCAGAUGGAGGAUACGGUUGGGUCAUCGUCGUAGCUUCCUUCAUGUGUAAUUUAGUAGUCGAUGGUGUUGGAUAUUCCUUUGGAAUCUUAUUACCAGCUUUAGUUGAUCAUUAUGGAUCAACGAAGGGUACCACGGCUUGGGUGGGGUCCAUUAUGGCGGGGUCCAUGUUAGGAGCUGGACCCAUCGUAAGCGCUGUAGCUAAUAAGUUUGGUUGUAGAGUGACUUGUAUAGCUGGUUGUAUAAUAGCCUCAGGAGCCUUAGCUCUCUCCAUUUAUUGUCCGACCGUCAGUACAUUGAUGUUAGUGUAUGGUUUUGUUGGUGGUGUUGGUUAUGGAUUUAUGUACUUACCAGCAGUAGUAAUGGUCGGUUAUUACUUUGAAUCGAAAAGAUCUCUAGCUACGGGUAUUUCUGUUUGUGGAUCUGGUGUAGGCACUUUUACAUUUGCACCUUUAGCCUCAUUUCUACUAACGUCAUACGGCUGGCAGAAAACAGUUUUGGUUCUUGCUGCAAUAACUAUAACGUGUGCCUUAUUCGGUAUGUUAAUGAGACCUCUAAGUUACGAUGAGCAAGUAAUUGAAGAAGUUAAAGUACCCUCAAAGGGUGCUUUGAUGAGCCGUGCAAGUGAGGGUAACAUUUCGAACCGACCAGUGUACAAUUCAACUCUUUCUAUUUCAAAGAGAAAGAAUAGCUUACAGCCGUUAGCAAGGAAGGAUGUUUUUUAUGCAUCGUCUAUCCAGAAUCUCAAAGAAUUCCAGUCGAGGACUUCAUUAGCUGAGUACAGAAAUAGUGUACAUAGUCUUUCAGCAAGGCCUAAGAGCCCUUCACUUAAAGGCGACAGUUCAGAUAUGUGUGGACAGCUUAUCGAUUUUAGCCUACUUAAAGAUCCCGUUUUCCUAAUAAUAGCAAUUUCAAAUCUUUUUGGGAUGACCGCCUUCUAUAUACCUUUCGUAUAUUUAGUUGAUCUUGCCGAGCUUGAGGGGAUUGCGAAUAGUCGAGCAGCAUUUUUGAUAUCUGUUAUAGGAAUAACUAACACUGUGGGACGUAUUGCCAUAGGCUUUAUAGCUGACAUCAAGUCCGUCAACAAUUUUCAUGUAAAUAAUUUAUGUCUACUGAUUGGAGCAGCCUCUACAGCGGCGUUCACCAUGUGCCAUUCAUAUAUGUCGUUUGUUUUAGUUUCCAUCUUUUUUGGAAUAGCCGUUGCUGGAUACAUUUCGUUGACUUCAAUCAUCCUUGUUGAAUUCCUAGGCUUAGAAAAACUGACGAACGCAUUCGGAUUAACGAUUCUUUUCAGAGGUGCCGCCUCUCUAGUAGGCAGCCCCAUUGCAGGUACCUUGUAUGAUAUGACGAAAUCCUAUAAUAUUCCCUUCUUCGUGGGAGGAGCACUUUUCGCGCUUUCUGGCUUGAUCAGUGCGACUGCCCCACUUUUUAAGAAAAAGGACAAGACUGACGAUUUGGACGGGGAACAAAUGGCACCCAUUAAUGUUAAACAAGAAAAGAAUUGAAGGAGUAAUAAUAAAUAUUUUAUUUUUUAUGUGUACU
Messenger RNA from Psylliodes chrysocephalus, 1825 nucleotides. The record is from the annotation of a GenBank genome assembly. Lineage: Eukaryota; Metazoa; Arthropoda; Insecta; Coleoptera; Chrysomelidae.